AUGCCAGAAAUCCAAAGUAAUCAAUUAAUCAUGAAUAUGUUAAUAAGCGAGACUAUAAGGCAACUGUUAAUUUGUACAAGACGAUUAGAAAAAUUUACCAUGUUAGAAAAUUUAAUAAAACAAUACUUUCACGAAAAUUACACAAUUAUUCAAAUACGUGAAUUAUUGUUAAAUAAACAUGGAAUUUCUAAAUCCAUCAGCACCAUUAAGAGAAUUCUUUCUGCAUUGGGACUGAAAAGGAAAUAUUUCAAGGAGUCAAAAAUGGAAGACAUCAUUUCUGCUAUUAUAGAAGAAGUUCAUUCAUGCGGCUAUAAUUUAGGUUACCGAAGCUUAUGGAGUCUUCUUCAAACUUGUUUACGUAGUAAACAUUCGGACAAGCUAGCUGGAAAUGGAAGUUUCAUCCAAGGGAAGAGUGUUCAAAAUCAACGCAUCGAAUCGUAUUGGGGUCGAAUGCGUCAACACACAGUGGAUUUUUAUAUCCAAUUAUUUAAGAGUAUCCAGUCGAAAGGUCUAUUUGAUGGAAGUAAUUUUCAUAUUAAAUGUCUUCAAUUUUGUUUUGGACCAUUAUUAAAACACGGCUUGGAUUAUAACCGGAGGCUAUGGAAUGAACAUCGCAUCCGAAAGCAAGCAGCCCGAAAUCUAGUCGCUGGACGACCAAAUGCAUUGUUCAACUUACCUCAUCAACACCAGUGUAGAGAUUUCAAAAAGCUUACGAAUAAAAAUACAGUUGAAAGAUUAAUGGAUAGGUUUACGAAAAAACCACAACUGCUUGAUCCGAUCAUAACAGAAUUGGUAGAAUUAUUGGUUCCUGAUGUUAAAACUCCAACAAAUCCUAAGGAAGCAUUGAACUUAUAUAAAAAUAUUUUAGAAGCAUAUGCGACUCAUAGGAAUACAAAUUAA
This is a messenger RNA of Cotesia congregata, 900 nucleotides long. The record is from the annotation of a GenBank genome assembly. Lineage: Eukaryota; Metazoa; Arthropoda; Insecta; Hymenoptera; Braconidae.